Sturnus vulgaris (Common starling) is the source of this 1494-nucleotide messenger RNA. The record is from RefSeq and is a predicted model, not a curated record. Lineage: Eukaryota; Metazoa; Chordata; Aves; Passeriformes; Sturnidae.
AUGGGCAUUGAGGAGGUCCAUGUCAACACCAACCUGCUGAGGCCAAUACAGCUCCAAGUGGACCCUGAGUUUCAGCGAGUGUGCUCAGAUGAGAAGGAGCAGAUCAAAGCUCUCAACAACAAAUUUGCAUCAUUCAUUGAGAAGGUUCAAUGUCUGGAGCGCCAGAAUCAGGCACUCUUGGCCAAGUGGGAACUUCUGCAGCAGCAAAGCUCUGGCCCCGAGGAGAGCAGGAACAUCAAUAACUUCUUCCAGUCCUAUGUCACCAACCUACAGCGGCAGCUCGAGACGCUCCAGAGCCAGAAGGAGCAGCUGGAUCCCGAAGCCUACAACAUGCUCCAGCUUGUUGAGGAUUAUAAAAACAGAUUCGAGGAUGAGAUCAACAAACGCACCUCCAAGGAGGAGGAGUUUGUGGAGCUUAAAAAGGAACUGGAUAGUGCCUACAUGGGAAAAAUGGAGUUUGAUGUUAGAGUGGAUAUCCUGAAGCAGGAGCUGGAGUUCCUCCGGUGUUUAUACGAAGCUGAGCUGUCCCAGCUGCAAACGGUUGUUGGGAACACUGAUGUUAUUCUGUCCAUGGACAACCACAGGGACCUGAACAUGGAUGGAAUCAUCGAGGAGGUCAGGCAGGAAUAUGAGGGGUUGGCCCACAGGAGCACAGCUGAAGUGGAUGCCAUGUACCGGGGCAGGUACCAGGACCUGCAGAACAUGUGGGUGAAUCAACGAGAGCAGCUGAGGAACAGUCACCAGGAAAUCCAGGAACUUGCCAGGCAGAUCCAAAGACUCCAACCAGAAAUAGAAAUUGCAAGGAAAAGGAAUUCCAGCCUCCAGGACUCCAUCAAAGAUGCUGAGCACCGUGGGAGUUCGGCCAUUAGGGACGGCCAGGAAAAGCUGCAGGAGCUGGAAAACGCUCUCCAACAAGCCAAGGAUGACCUUUCUCAGCUUGUCCACGAUUACCAGGAGCUCCUGAACGCGAAGCUGGGCCUGGACAUUGAGAUUGCCAUGUAUCGAUCACUCCUUGAGGAGGAGGAGAACAGAAUGUGCUCUGAUAGUACAACUCUGGUGGUGGUGGGUCGAUUUCUGGAGGAGGAAAAGGCUCAGGAUCUGGAGGAGGAGGAAGCUCUGGCAGUGGAGGCUCCAUCUGUGGAGGAGGAGGAAGCUCUGGUGGAGGAGGCUCCAUGUCCAAAGGCAGCAGCAGCUCUGGAGGGUGGGGGUCCAGCUCUGGUGGUGGUGGAUCGAUGUCUGGAGGUGGGAAAGGCUCAGGAUCUGGAGGGGGUGGAUCCAGUUCAGGUAGCGGAGGCUCCAUGUCCAAGGGCAGUGGUAGCUCUGGACGUAGAGGAUCCAGCUCUGGUGGAGGUGGCUCCAGUUGUGGAGGAGGGAAAGGAUCAGGAUAUGGGGGAGGUAUUUCAGGCAGUGGAGGCUCCAUGUCUGGAGGUGGCCAGAGCUCUGGUGGUUAUGGAUCCAGCUCUGGGAGAUGUAGCCCCCAAAGUGGGGGGAUGA